Oryza brachyantha (malo sina) is the source of this 1975-nucleotide messenger RNA. RefSeq names its product pentatricopeptide repeat-containing protein At4g02750-like. Bases 1 to 1830 code for a protein of 609 amino acids. Gene Ontology annotation, molecular function: zinc ion binding; RNA binding; protein binding. The record is from RefSeq and is a predicted model, not a curated record. NCBI's taxonomy places the organism in Eukaryota, Viridiplantae, Streptophyta, Magnoliopsida, Poales, Poaceae. Gene Ontology annotation, biological process: RNA modification. The transcript has a single exon.
AUGCGCGGCAAGCGGGGAGGCGGAGCGGCGGCGGCGGCGGCGGCGGCGUUGCCGGAGCACCGGGCUGUGCACGCGUGGCUCGUCAAGUCGGCGAGGCCGGAUGUGCUGCACGCGACCAACGUGAUGCGCGCCUACCUCCGCGCGGGCUUCCCGCGGCAGUCCCUCCGCCUCCUCGGCGGGCUCCUCCCGCGCGCGCCGCGCCUCCUCGCCACCUCCUUCUCGCUCUCCGUCGCGCUCCAGGCCUGCGGGUCCGCGGGGGCGCGCGCGGCCGUCGGCGCCUCCCUCCACGCGCGCGCCCUCAUGUCCGGGUUCGCCGCCGCCGACCUCUUCGUCCGCACCGCGCUCGUCGAGAUGUACGCCAAGGUGGGGCGCGUCGACCUCGCGCGGGCCGCCUUCGACGAGGCCCCACAACGCGACGUGUUCCUCUGCAACGUCAUGCUCGCGGCGUACGUCGCGCGCUCCGAGGUGGCGGAGGCGAGGAAGGUGUUCGACGGAAUGCCCGCGAGGGACUUGGUGUCCUGGAACACGAUGAUCCACGGCUAUGCCAUGAGAGGGGAGGUCGGAAUGGCGAGGGAGAUAUUCGAUGGGACGGAGGAUAGAGAUGCCUUCUCCUGGAGCUCGAUGAUCUCCGCUUACGCCAAGAGUCGGCGAUCCAAGGAAGCACUGGAUCUGUGGCGGGAGAUGCGCGCUGCUGGCAUCAUGCCGGACUGCAUCACCUUGGUGAGCGUGGUCUCGGCGUGCAGCGACUUGGGGGCGCUGGUCACUGGUGCAGAGGUACACAACUUUGUGGAGAGCAGUAGGAUAGAAUUGGACUUGAAGCUUGGGACUGCAUUGAUCGACAUGUAUGCCAAGUGUGGCGACAUUGAGAGUUCACAGAAGGUGUUCGACAGAAUGCCAGUGAAGGAUGUGCAAACUUGGAGUACGAUGAUUAUCGGGCUGGCAAAUCAUGGGCUUGGCCAUGAAUCCCUCAGUUUGUUCUCGAAGAUGAUAUCCGAGGGGAUGAAACCGAAUGGGGUCACAUUUGUCGGGGUUCUUAUCGCGUGUACUCAUGUUGGCCUUGUGACUGAAGGCAAGAAGUAUUUCAGAUCAAUGAAUCAAGUGCAUGGUGUAGAGCCAACGGUUGAGCACUAUGGAUGCAUGGUUGAUCUUCUAGGGCGUUCAGGCCAUGUUGAGGAGGCAAGGCAUCUCAUCAGGAGCAUGCCAUUCGAGCCCGAUGCAAUCAUCUGGAGAGCACUUCUUGGGGCCUGCCGCAUCCAUAAGAAUGUGGAUAUUGCAGAGGAAGCCAUGGUCAGAUUGCGAGUUCUGGAUCCUCUUGGUGAUGGACAUUAUGUGCUAUUGUCGAACAUAUAUGCACAGGCAAACUCUUGGGAAGGUGUUGCAGAAAUGAGGAAGACAAUUAGAAGGGACAACAUUCAGAGGAUUCCCGGAAGAAGUUCGAUUGAAUGGGAGGAUAAGAUUCAUGAGUUUGUUUGUGGUGAUAGAUUACAUCCAAGGUCCAAGGAGAUCUACGGAAUGCUGGAAGAGAUGAUGGAUCGUUUAAAACAAGCUGGUUAUAAGCCUAUGACAAGCUUGGUAUUGCAAGAUAUUGAUGAGCAAUCUAAGGAACGGUCGUUGGUUGAACACAGUGAGAAGCUGGCCAUUGCUUUUGGGCUGAUAACUACCCCUGCGGGGUCAACUAUUCGAAUAACAAAGAAUCUUAGGACUUGUGAAGAUUGCCAUUCAGCCAUGAAGUUUAUCUCCUUGGCGUAUGAUCGCAAGUUGAUUGUCAGAGACCGCAACCGUUUUCACCAUUUUAGUGAAGGGCUGUGCUCAUGCAAUGAUUAUUGGUGAACUACAUGCUUGUACCAAAACAUGGUGAUGGAUCCGUCUGUUGUUCCUACACUGCUAGUAAUCUCAAGCUAUAGCGCGGGAAGUAUUCUUAGCGUAAAGUUCGAAGAGUGGUAAUUCAAGAACAACUCUUCUAACGUCACCAUUU